UGGUCCGUCACGUGAAUGAUUAAAAGUUACUGCGGGAAGGCCUGGCUCUCGGAGGUGGGCUGGGAACUACAAAACCGAGCUUCUCGGGAGCGCCCGUUAGCCCAACAGGAAGUGGAGCGUCACGGGGUGGUGGAGUGGCCGUUCGGAGACUCCCCCGGCUCCCGGCGCUCACUUUGCAGGCGGCGCCGUUUCCCAGAUUAUCAAUCCGGCGGAGGAGGCAGGGUAGAUGCACGCUUCUAGCGUUAGAAAAAAACGAAAAUGAGCAAGCAAGACGUCCCUUCCGUUUUGUGCUAACCGAACUGCAAGCAAAUAAAUCGGCCGGCCCCACUGUAGUCUCUGUACACAAGUACCACAAGAACCUGUUCCUGUCAAUCACUGGGUCCUAAGGAAAGUUUUAAAUAAUAAUAGCAUAAUGAGGUGUUGCCACGUCUUCAAACUUCCUGGGAGAGUAAUGGGGAUUCGAGUGCUUCGUUUCUCUCUGGUGGUCAUCCUUGUGCUACUACUUGUAGCUGGGGCUUUGACCAGUUUACUUCCCAAUAUCAAAGAAGACAAGAUGCUUACUUUGCGUAGGGAAAUAAAAUCCCAGGGAAAGUCUGCUUUGGAUUCUUUUACUCUUAUCAUGCAGACAUACAAUAGAACAGAUCUCUUACUGAGACUUUUAAAUCAUUAUCAGGCAGUACCACAUCUGCACAAAGUGAUUGUGGUGUGGAACAAUGUCGGGGAGAAGGGACCAGAUGAGUUAUGGAAUUCUCUAGGGCCUCACCCUGUCCCUGUGAUCUUCAAACAACAAAUAGCAAACAGAAUGAGAAAUCGUCUCCAGGUCUUCCCUGAACUUGAAACCAAUGCGGUAUUAAUGGUAGAUGAUGACACCCUCAUUAGUGCCCAGGACCUUGUUUUUGCUUUCUCAGUUUGGCAGCAAUUUCCUGAUCAAAUUGUAGGAUUUAUUCCUAGAAAGCAUGUCUCUACUUCAUCAGGUAUUUAUAGUUACGGAAGUUUUGAACUGCAAACACCAGGGUUUGGAAAUGGUGACCAGUACUCUAUGGUGCUGAUUGGAGCCUCAUUCUUCAGCAGCAAGUAUCUGGAACUCUUUCAGAGACAGCCUUCAGCCAUCCAUGCUUUAAUAGAUGAAACCCAAAACUGUGAUGACAUUGCCAUGAAUUUUAUCAUUGCCAAGCACAUUGGGAAGACAUCAGGGGUAUUUGUGAAACCUGUAAACAUGGUCAAUUUGGAAAAAGAAACCAACAGUGGCUAUUCCGGAAUGUGGCAUCGAGCUGAGCACUUUCUGCAGCGGUCUUAUUGUAUAAAUAAGCUUGUUAAAAUCUACGACAGCAUGCCAUUAAAAUACUCCAACAUUAUGAUUUCCCAAUUUGGUUUUCCAUAUGCCAACCACAAAAGUAAACUAUGAAAGCCAAAAAAAAAAAAAAAAAAAAUCCUGAAAGCUACUUGGUGUUUGAAUGGCUCCUCCAUGCUAUCAGUUUUGUUUUUAAGCAACAUCGUGAGCUUUUAUCUGGUCCAGAAGUUUCUACAAUAGAAAAAAUAUGCAGCAGUUCUAGGGUAUGAAAGUCGCAUUAACUUCAAGAACAAAGAAGCUGGUUUUAAUCUACGCAGGACUUCAACAUGUUUUCAUCCAAGGUUAACUGCUUGGUCAGAAAUUUUACGAUUUACAACCUGAGACUGUUCAACAAUUUAUUUGAUUACUGGCAUUUGCCUUAAGGACCUAGAGCAAGCUGUUUCCAGGAUCAGAAACUCCAGAGAGGCAUUUCUUAGUUUUUUCACUAAAAGUGAUUGUUUUAAUUUCAAGCCUGAAAUGCCUCUAGGAAAAGCUUGCAGUGCAGGGAAAAGCCAUGUGAGGGGAGACAAAUCUCCAUCCCAUGUGAAAACAAGGAAAAUCCAUAGCUACAGUGUUUUCCUUGUGGCCUUUCCAACCAGAUUUACUGCCCAACGUGGUUUAGAUGCAACCAUUGGUACUUUUAUUUUUGUAGACAAGUCUAUUUUGACUGGGAGGGUAAAUUUUAGGAUACAAAAUGACAUCUAAUUGUUUGCUUGAGUUUUGUGACCAUUUACUGCAUGGAUCACCAAAACUUCGCAGCAUUUGGUUUUUAUGUGCAACUUACAUGCAGCAAGGAGUAAAUGUUUAACUGUCUUUUGUCACUGAAUCUGACCUUUAGAAUAUAUGUUUAUUUUUAUAUUUUACAUAAAGUAUGUGUUUCAGAAACAUAUAAAAUAACUUCUGAAAGAAUAGGAAGUAGCAGAAGUUAAACCCUUCAUAUUUAAGCAUCUUUAUUCUUAAAGUGUAGUUUAUCUCAUGGAUAUACUAAACAGCUGUGUGUAUUACACACAAAUGCUUGCCUUCAGAACUUUUUUUUCCAAUAGAUCUAAGACACUAUGCAUCAUGAUGAAACUUCAGUUACAUAGAUACAGGAAAAAAUGACCGAGCCAGCUGAAUUCCUUAGAGGAUCCUUAUCAGUUAAUUGUUAAGGUUACCCACUCUCUGUCACAUGAAUUAGUAUCUGUCCCACCCAGUGUCUAUGUAGUGUCUAUGUUUAGUCCUUACCCGCCACUGUGGCAAGGAAUGCCUAAUUUUUUUGGCGCGUGGGAGCGUACCAGGGAUCAAACUCAGGCCCUUGUACUUGCUAGGCAGUUGGAACCACUGAGCCAAAUCCCUGGCCCAAGGAAUGCCUAAUUAAACCUCUUACCACUUUUUCUUCACGUCACUCUUCCUUCUCAUUGAAGUUACUGUCCUCAUCUGUUUUCAUUAUGCCUAUACAGCCUCAAAAUUGCAAAGCUGCGAGAAUAAGAAAUUCACCAUGGUUUAUGUUCUAAUUACGAGGUCAUUGUGUCAUUCAGUGUAUUUUGCUUUUUUUAUAAUGGAGUGUGUUUUAAUAUAGACAUAUAAAGAAAAAACUUGAAACAUCACAAAGUAGAUAAUGUAAAGAAUCUGCUCUCUCCAACCUUGGUAGUAUUUUUUUGUCCCCUUGUUAUUUCAUCUGAUAAAUAAAAAACUUUAACCAUC
Fukomys damarensis (Damara mole-rat) is the source of this 3013-nucleotide messenger RNA. It is a transcript of the gene Extl2, whose product is annotated as exostosin like glycosyltransferase 2. The transcript has 5 exons. Gene Ontology annotation, molecular function: glycosyltransferase activity. Lineage: Eukaryota; Metazoa; Chordata; Mammalia; Rodentia; Bathyergidae. Gene Ontology annotation, cellular component: membrane. The record is from RefSeq and is a predicted model, not a curated record. The coding region runs from base 413 to 1405 and encodes 330 amino acids.